Neocloeon triangulifer is the source of this 1562-nucleotide messenger RNA. Its product is annotated as putative odorant receptor 92a. Lineage: Eukaryota; Metazoa; Arthropoda; Insecta; Ephemeroptera; Baetidae. The coding region runs from base 84 to 1370 and encodes 428 amino acids. Gene Ontology annotation, cellular component: plasma membrane. Gene Ontology annotation, molecular function: odorant binding; olfactory receptor activity. Gene Ontology annotation, biological process: detection of chemical stimulus involved in sensory perception of smell; sensory perception of smell. The transcript has 6 exons. The record is from RefSeq and is a predicted model, not a curated record.
GCUUCAUUGAUAUAUAGCCGCGUAUUUGCUCUUCUUUUGCCACCAAAAUACCAUUUGUUAGCAAAAUCUACACAGCCGUGAUCAUGGAAGAGCAUAUUUACAUAAACACAAGUAGCACCGUGUCGAAGAGAGAAAGAAAUUUCGGUUACUGGCUUCUCUCAAUUGUGCUCUUCGUAUGCGGUCAGCAUCUGCGAAUUCCACCUGCGACGAUCAAAUUGACGCCUUUCUGGAAAUGCGUGCACACCGUCCAUUCGGCACUGGUCCUCCUCAGUCUAUUUUUCUUCGUUUCAGUCGCAGCUGCCGCUCUCGUAGAGCACCUCGGUAAUUUCCAACACGCAAUCUUCAUAGCAGCUGGCUUCAUGGGAGUGCUCGAAUGCCUCAUAAGAAGUGUUUACACCACUUUGAGGAAAAAUAAAAUCGAGCAAAUUGCCACAAAGAUUCAAUUUGGAUUGGAUGAACUGGAAAGCUGUGAUACAAAAUCGUUUACCAAAAGACUCUCAAAGAUCAUCUCGGCGUUUCUGGUUAUACUGCUCUCAUUUUUCUCCGUCGCCUUGAUUUGCAAUUUGAUAACCCUCUUUGCCAGAAUUGAAGCAGAACUUGCUUAUGACGGACGUGAUGUUGAUACAGCGGUGUCGUUUAAAAUAUUCCGAGCAUUCAUCGAUUUUUGCGAAUUCUUUAAUUUUCGCCCAUCAAACCUCCAAUCUGAAAUUUUUAUGACAUUUAUGUAUUCACUUUCGUUUUUGUCAAUCUGCCGACUUGUUGUUUCAAAUAUUCUGUUCUGCUCUUGGUAUUUAAUAAUAGCCAAGAUGUACCAGCAAUUGACUAAAAAUUUCACAAGGGCCUUAUCCACUGAAAAGAGCCUCAGUGACUGGAUCAAACAUCACUCAAAAAUAACCGAGUAUAAAUUAAAGCACUCUAGAGAAAAAAAAUUAAAAAGGGAAUUCUUAAUUUUAAGGUUAACAACGGAAAUCAACAGACUAACAGCGCCCAUUGUAGUGGUGACGGUGGUGUUUACCGGACUUCAAAUUUCAAUUACGGCAUUCACAGUUGCUAAGCGUUGGGGUGUGAUGGAUUUUGUUCCAUAUGUGGCAUUCGCUGCUUCGUCUUUCCAACAAAUUUUCAUUUAUUGCGUUCUAGGACAAAAAAUAAAAACAAAGAUAAUGGCUUUACAACAUCAAAUUUACAACAGUCCCUGGCUCGAGAGCAGCCCGGUUGAGCAAAACGCGGUUUUAGUGAUUUACGCUGUGGCAAGUGACAAAUUAAAAAGCAGUCUUCCCGGUUCCCCAUUCUUUUCCAUGUCCAUGGAAUUUUUCGCCACGGCUGUUGGCGCUAUCUUCACUUACUUCAUCGUUCUGAUCCAACUUGGCUAGUGCGUAUUAAGAAUAAGACUGGAUAAUCUAUUUAUUUAUUUUAAUUGCAUCACUUUUAAUUCAAAUUUAAAAAAUUAUUAUAAUUAAAUAAAGUUUGCUAUUAUUGUGUUUUAUAAUUCUCGUUUCAUUCAUUAAUAUAAAAAUAAAUAUUUAUUCGUUUUAUUGAGUAAGUAAAGAAGUUCAUUUUUUCCU